UAAACACGGAAGGCGUGUCGUCAAUCGUUGCAUUGUCAAACAUUGAAAAAUAAACGCGUGUGCUGGAAUUACUGUACAAACUCUCCUCCAGUGAUCUUUUUAAUAGAAUCAUAAGGAUGCAGUUAUGACGGUGGUGAAUUUAUCAUUUGCUGCGGCUGGGUUUUUAGGAGUGUAUCAUCUGGGGGCAAUAGAGGCAAUACUAAGACAUGGAGAUAAGCUGCUGUCCUCUUUAAAAGGCUGUGCUGGAGCAUCAGCUGGUUCUUUAGUGGCCACUAUAAUGAUCACUGCUCCUGAUAAACUACAGCAUUGUAAGGAAUUCACGUACAGAUUUGCUAGAAACGUCAGAAGGCAGAGAUUUGGAGCAGUGACACCAGGAUAUGACUUCAUGCUUGAACUGAGGGAAGGCAUAGAAGAGAUUCUCCCACCCAAUGCCCACCAGUUAGCCAAUGAACGUGUCCAUGUUUCAGUAACGCACUCAAAGACGCUCAAGAACACUAUCGUGUCCAACUUCACCUCAAGGGAAGACCUCAUUCAGGUGCUCUUGGCCAGCUGCUUUGUGCCUGUCUAUGCUGGAGUGAAGCCAGUGGAGUUCCAAGGUCAGAAAUGGAUAGAUGGAGGAUUCACAGACAGUCUUCCUAUUCUUCCAAUGGGACGCACAAUCACAGUGUCACCAUUUAGCGGCCCUCAGGAUAUUUCCCCAGCUCAUAAGGGCAUAAGUAAGCUUCACCUCAGACUGGCCAACAUGAGAGUUGUGCUCUCAAAGGACAACAUCGUAAGGCUGAACCAGGCCCUGUUUCCUCCCUCAUUACCAAGACUCAAAGCACUGGACCAGGAGGGAUACCAGGAUGCUGUUCGCUUUCUAAAGAAAGACAGAUGGAUGCAAUAGUUGUUUUUCUAAUUUUAGUAAUGGAAUAUAUAAAUUGUGGCAUGUUGACACCAUUUUUAGUAACAUUUCCUAGUUACUGUACCUAAACAUCUUUAGAGCAGUGCAAUAUUUUAUAUAUUUUUUAUAUAUAAUAUAUAAACCUGAUUGGUUGCAGGCUGGUGCGUUGGACACAGCUGUAGCUUAAGAUCUCCAAUAUUUAUUUGAAUACCAGUGUUCCAGUCAUGCAAAAUUCAUCAGACAUUUAAAAAAAGCGAGGGUCGCAUAACCUAAAUGUUGCUGUUUCUAUAAAUAUUGGAGUUCUAGACAUCAUCAUUUGAUUUUAAGCAGUUUUACAUAUUUUGUGUGAGAAUCAUACUUGCAGUGUCUACAGUACCUUAUUCUUAAGAUGAGCACUGUAAAAUGUAUCAUGUAUUUCAGGAGGCUGAAUGAUAAUUUUCUUAAAUACAAUUUCUAUUGCACAGCUCUAAAAUAACUCUACUCUCUGUAGGGCCUUGGCCCACUUAAAAUGGCAGCAGAGACCGCAAGGCCCUUUGUUCUAUGAUCAAAAGGAGAGACAUUGAACUCAGUUUCCCAGGAUCCUUCACAAAUUCACAACUGGAUGCGAAGUCCCGCCCAUGGACCCAGUCUCAAACGCCAUUGGUCAAGCGGCCUACGACCGAUGACGUCAUCUCGUCAACAAAACCCGCGGACAGAUGAAUUUCGGCCUCUCUGUGCUAAGCACUGCCUGGCUGUUAAGGGACAUCUGUACUGUGCACGUACUGAAGGAGUUUUCCCUCCGUUUGGACUGAGAACAAAGAGACCACGUUUUUAUAACCUCGCCAUUUGGCCACGGUAGAGUAAGAUUAACAUAGCUUUGUUCAAGUCUUAUAGUAUACUUAUAUCAACCGGUUCAGUUUCACUGUAAAGCAACAGUGAAUUUGUUUUGAAAAAACAGAAAGGCGACCAGUUUCCCUUCUCCCUCUUUUUCAUUCAACGUUGACUACUUUCUGCAUUCUUCUCCAUCGCUGGAUCCGAAGAAUAAAGCAGAGAUGCGUCUUUUCGCUGACGAGCGUAAGACAAGGAACCAUCCAGACUGUUUAUCCUGACCGGUCAAUGCAACAGGAAUUCCAACGGACAAACCUACUGAAAUCACACAGGAUUUCCCAAGUAAGGCUUGAUAUCUGGGCAGAUUUAGUUUAGAAACUGUGAUUUUUCUUGUGAAUCUAAAUCGUAUUUUUGAUUCUAAAUGCUGAUGUUUUGAGUAUAUUUGUAUGUUAAACUCUGCUCGCUGCUUCGAGUUGGGAGAUUUGUUUUAGUUUCUUUUGGGGUUACGUUUGUUUUGUUGAGUGAUCUGAACUAGUAAUUCAGUCCCGCUGUUACGAGCGGUUAUCCUUAACUAAACUGCAUGCAUUUUUCCUCUCUCUCUCGCUCUCAUUCUCUCUCUCUCACUGAUAUUCAUUGAGUGAGCGACGCCUCGGUUUAUGUUCGACUCAGGUUGGUGAACCAAAUUCUCCCGCCUGUUUCGUCAGUUCCUUUGUGUGUCCGCUCAUUUCCAUCCGCACGUGGUAUCAGCUCCAUUUUGGAUUUAACCCUCCAUUUUGAACCUGAUCCUCCAUUUUGAUUCCUUUGUUACCACACCUGGACACACACACACACACACACACACUCUAGCAUAUAGCUCCACUGUUAGUUUAGGAUAUCCUUGAUUUUAUUUUUGGAUUAUAUUCGGAUAGUAUUGGCUGUGUUCACUACUGCUUGAUUAUAAUAAAUCUUGUUAUAUUAUAAUAAGUACUCCUGUUUGUUUUUGUUUGAAUAUUGUGUUGAAGCCAACCUCUGCCACAUGAAGAACUCCCAAGUUACCUCAGAGUACUAUUAUGUUAUUGGCGUUAGAAACUAACUGUAACUAGAUUACUAUUAGAUUUGUAUACCAAUAAUUUAACUAGUUUUUCCCCUUUUUGAUUAUUUUGAUUAACAAUUAACUCAACCUACAGGGUAGAUUUUGUUUUAUGAGACUCAAUCAGUAACUUGCUAUCAUUUUUCUCUUUUCAAAGAGUGGUGCCCCGAGAAUAGAGUUUAAUGAAUUAAAUUCUAUUUAAUUACUAUUUAGUUAUUUAAUUGUUAUGAUUAUUCCGUAAUUAAUAACAAAUAAUUAUUGAUUAUUUCUGGAGAAUAGUUUAAUGAGUUAAAUUCUAUUUAAUUACUAUUUAGUUAUUUAAUUGUUAUUUGAUUAUUCCAUAAUUAAUAACAAUUAAUUAUUAUUUCUGAUAGUAAAACUGAUUUAAACAACCAGUAGCACCUACAUAAUAGUUAUAGCCCUGAGGGCAAUUUCUGAAAGUAUUUCUGAAAUCCCCUUUGUUGGAAUCUGUUCAUAAUGGCCUGUAAACCUCAAUCUAGUCCAACAACUCAGCCUCAUUUGCUAACAUUUGACAUCCGCACAUAUCAGUGGUGUGUAUCUCUAAGUCCUUGAGGACAACCAUGGAGAACAAGCCUUUGAAGUAGAACCACAAGAGAGGCCGUUUGAACUCGGUGAGUCUCCUCACCUCUCAGAACAAUCGCUUUACUCACACUUGACUCUGCAAGAGCGUUAUGAUAAUUUUUCUGCCUAUGAGAAUAACGUCUCCCAGGGGAAGGUUUGGGGAUUAGCAAAGUUUGUGUAUAUUUGUGAUGUGGGAGUGAAGAGAGAAACAGUUGAAGCACAGGCGAGGACUCAAAAACCCUUCUGCAAAAACUGCUCAUUUGAGUCGUGAUAUCAUGAGGAGUAAUGACAAGUAAAUAGAUUUGAUGCUACUUUUGCAAUUAAGUACCAGUUUUAUUGAAUUAGACCCAUGGGUAGAGUGUCGUCAAAAGAUGUACAAAGUUCAGCUAUUUAUGUGAUCAUAAUCCAUCUGUUCUAAUUGGUCUUCAUAAAGUGAGCAGAAUAUUAUAAGAUAAGCACCAUUAGUGAUGUAUUGUUCAGCAGAUAGCUCGCAGCAGCACAGGGCAUUUACAUCAGUCUUCAAAUGUAUGAUGCAGAAAUGAUGUCUUGGGUUGAUCCAUAAACAACAUGAAAAGCUUUAUCACAGUCUUCUUGUAGUUUGUAUCAUGUCAAGUGUGAUGUUUAAUCUAUUAUAUGUUUCACAGUUUUUAUGAACACUUGAGAACAGUUGUUUCCUAAAGUCCAAAAUUAGUCCAGCAAGUUGAAAUAAAUACCAAACCUUUUUAUAAUGAGAGUUGGUUCAUCAUGUAAGACAGGAGAUUCCCAUAUUAAUUUAACUCAUUUAAAUUUAUUCUAAUGCAGUAGAUGCUUUUAUCCUAAGUGAUGGACAGAGGAAUACUAACAGAGAGAAAAAAGCAAUUUAAAUAAUACAGCAUAGCAAUGCACUUGGACACUGCAUCUGCCCAUGUGAAUGUGUGUGAAUUUGAUUGUGCAAUUAAGCUCCAUCUAGAUGUGUCUUUGAAUGACACCUUUAAUAAUGUUAUUAGAAUGUGCAUGCCCAUUGACUUACUAUACACUGGACCUGACCCCUCACAAAGACCUUGAAGAACCCUUGACAUUGGGAUUAUACAUUAAGAUUAUAUUUACCACUGAUUAAGAAAUAAUUGUAUGCAUUUUGCAAGCCUGUAUAAUUCUGCUAUUAGUCAAAUUAUUAAGCUCUGAGAAAAUUAGUAAGUGCUCAUGACCAGCAGAAGAUUGAGAUGUGGUGAACAUGUGGGG
Myxocyprinus asiaticus (Chinese sucker) is the source of this 4559-nucleotide messenger RNA. It is a transcript of the gene pnpla4, whose product is annotated as patatin-like phospholipase domain containing 4. NCBI's taxonomy places the organism in Eukaryota, Metazoa, Chordata, Actinopteri, Cypriniformes, Catostomidae. Bases 125 to 886 code for a protein of 253 amino acids. Gene Ontology annotation, molecular function: retinyl-palmitate esterase activity; triacylglycerol lipase activity. Gene Ontology annotation, biological process: triglyceride catabolic process; lipid homeostasis. The transcript is spliced from 7 exons. The record is from RefSeq and is a predicted model, not a curated record. Gene Ontology annotation, cellular component: membrane; lipid droplet; cytoplasm.